AUGGUAUGGUACCAGGUGGAGCGCACGGAGGGCCCCUGCGGACACUCUGGAGGGAGAAACAGACCCCGACCCCGUUCACCCCGUUCCUCACGAAACUUUCAACAGAGAACACUUCCUACAAACGGAUCUGAUGCUAUCCUUUUCGCCAUCUUUUCCAACAGUUUAUUCAUCUACCACAUUCACAACGUGUCCUUCAGCCGACCCGUGAGCGUGCCSUUCUCCUGUGCCUACCCUCUGGAAUCAGAGACCAGCCUGGAUGUGGCCAUCAAACCCUACCUGUCGCUGAAGGAUGUCCAAGUCGGUAAGGGCUCCAAAGUGGGCUCCAACAUGACUCUGUACCACAGCGACAACUUCACAAAGGCUUACCCAGUGGGCGGAGUCACCUUGCCGGUGGGUUCCGUGCUGCACGUGGGUGUGUCCGUAGAGGAGUCUGAGACGGAGCGUUUCGUGGUCGUUCUGGAGGACUGCUAUGCCACGCAAUCCCCCGACCCUGAGGACAUCAUGCGAUACUACAUCAUUCAGAACAAAUGUCCGACUGAAUUCCGUCAGGUGAGGGUGGAGGAGAGCGGCUCGUCUCUCAGGGCUCGCUUCUCUGCUCUGCUGUUCCUGUACCAGGGGGACUACCGGGAUGUCUUCCUGCACUGCAGACUCAUCCUUUGUGACCAGAGGAGCUCCUCCUGCACUCCAGUGAGUCCUGCAUCUUUCCCGCUGACUCAUCCACUCUUGUCUGGUCUCUUCGACUCCUUUUCGUCUCAGUGUCUGGUCUCUGACUCCUUCUCGUCUCUCUUCUCAGUGUCUGGUCUCUCUGACUCCUUCUCGUCUCAGUGUCUCCUCUGA
Messenger RNA from Salvelinus sp. IW2-2015, 837 nucleotides. The record is from RefSeq and is a predicted model, not a curated record. NCBI's taxonomy places the organism in Eukaryota, Metazoa, Chordata, Actinopteri, Salmoniformes, Salmonidae.